Messenger RNA from Lycium ferocissimum, 805 nucleotides. RefSeq lists its product as uncharacterized. The transcript has 4 exons. The record is from RefSeq and is a predicted model, not a curated record. NCBI's taxonomy places the organism in Eukaryota, Viridiplantae, Streptophyta, Magnoliopsida, Solanales, Solanaceae. Bases 10 to 597 code for a protein of 195 amino acids.
AAAAAAAGCAUGCAGAACAAGACGAAUAGAUCGAAACGUUCAUUGCCUCCAUAUAUUGGAACUAAAAGCUAUGCGAGACUUAGACACGAAAUGGCGGAGAAAAAAGAUGGAAAAACUCCUUCUCGUGUUGAAAUUUUCAUGGAAUCUCGCAAGAGAAAAAAAGGAAAACAAGUUGAUGCUUUUCAACAAAAUGCUAUUGAUCAAUUUGGCCAAUUUAAAAAGCAGCAAGAAAAAGGAGAAAUUUCUUUAAAUGAUGAUGAUAUCUUCGAAAAAGUACUUGGGGCAGAAAAAAAUGGAUAUCUUCGUGCAUAUGGCCCAGGAAAAAAUAUUAGUGAAUAUUUCGGGGGUAGACCAACGAAGGUACAACUCAUAAAGCAAUUAGAAUCGACAAGAAAAGAAUCGAACGAGCGUGUGGAAGAAGUUAAAAGGGAAGCUAAGGAGCAAAUAAGGGAAGCUAAGGAGCAAAUUGAAGAAAUGAAGAAAGAAACGGAUAAUAAGAUAGCAAAGUUGGAGAAACAAUGGGCAGCAAAAUUUCAAAUGUUGGUUGCAGCUCAAGGCCGACAAUCAAAUGAUGCAAAUCUAACCCUUGUGGAGUAGUGAUGGAAGCAUCAAAAUCGAUGGGGACAUGAAGAAUUAUUUUUUCUCUUGCAAAAGUAUAUUGAUAUGUUUGAAUAAAGUGAUGUUUCACUAUUUUGGAUGACAUUGUUGAACCUUUGUUACAUCUUUUUUCUAAUAUAUUGCAUUUAUUACACGAUUGAAGAUAUAUUGCUACGAUAUUGUCUAUAAAUUUCAUGUUGAAAAUGAA